This is a messenger RNA of Juglans regia (Persian walnut), 2605 nucleotides long. RefSeq names its product G-type lectin S-receptor-like serine/threonine-protein kinase LECRK1. The coding region runs from base 280 to 2445 and encodes 721 amino acids. Gene Ontology annotation, molecular function: polysaccharide binding; ATP binding; protein kinase activity. Gene Ontology annotation, biological process: protein phosphorylation. Lineage: Eukaryota; Viridiplantae; Streptophyta; Magnoliopsida; Fagales; Juglandaceae. The transcript is spliced from 6 exons. The record is from RefSeq and is a predicted model, not a curated record.
CACGCCCAAAUCUUGUAGUUACUAGUGUCCUCCUGUACCUGCAUCUUGUAGUUACCCCUAUAUCUGCAUCAUUAUACCACGCCCAAAUCUCUCCUAAGCGACUCUCUUUCUCUGAUCUCUCUCAUCUCUGUUUAUGUAAACAGGAAUGGCCUAUCCUGCUGGACUCAGCCUCCUUGUUCUUCUAGCUUCUAGUCUUAAGAAUAAUUCUCUCUUCUAAUCCUCUGAUCUCUCCCUGAUCUCCCUAAUCUCUGGCUCUCUCUAUUGUUGGGCUGAAGAGGAAUGGCUUUCCCUGUUGAACUCAGGGUCCUUAUAAGUAUUGUUCUGGUCCUAAUCUUUGUUCCUCUAGCUUCUAGUCUUGAUAAUACUGAUCACUACUGUCCUCCUUCUUCCUGUGGCAAUAUCCCCAACAUCAGCUAUCCGUUUCGACUAAAAGGCGAUCCACCAAACUGUGGAGACCAAGGGUAUGAGCUCUCAUGUGAUGAUAACAACCACACGUUGUUAUCUUUAUAUGAUGGUAGUAAAUACUACGUAAGCCAAAUCAAUUACAACAACUACACAAUCCGAAUUGUAGACUCAGGUAUUCAGGAGGAUAAUUACUCCUUCAUCCCUCGUUAUUUUCUAAACGGUGGUAAUUUCAGUAGCUCGGAUUGGACGGGCUGGGAUCAAUAUCUGCAAUUUGGGAGUAUUAACAGUUUAAACAUGCCAACAGUACUAUCAGAAGUUGUGGCUAUUGUGAACUGUGAAAAGCCAGUGAAUUGGGCUUCCUCUUUGAUCCAUCGGGACACGACUUCUACGAAGUGUUCUAAUAUUAAUAAUGGAUCUGUGCCUUCUUCCAACUCCUCUUUUUCUCAAUAUUCCAAAUGGUACUUAUAUCUUAUUGUUGGCUAUGGAGCGAAUGUGAUGGAUGUGGAGGAGUCGUGCACGAUAGAGCAAAUGUCUCUGAUAUCGUGGCCAGGACUAAUUUAUGAUGAUCAUUCUAAUAUUUCCUGUACAGACAUCCGCAAUGUAUUCUCAUAUGGUUUUGAGCUUUCAUGGUACCGGCUUUAUUGUGGAAGCUGCGGCAUUUACAGGGAUUGCUACCUCGAUGACCAUAAUCAACCUCAAUGCGACAGAUUUUUGAGAAAUAUACCUACUUGGGUUAUUUUCUUAGAAGAACAGGUCGGAACUGCCGCUAAGUAUACUGGAUUGUUAUGGCUCAACGGCAAAUUAACCAAACUACGAGCUGUCAGUACUGCAGAAUAUUAUGAAUGGACUACUUAUGGGUAUCACUAUAUCCACUACUAUCCCAUAGCAGAUUUGGCAACUUUAUUAAUUGAAUUAGUACUGCUCGAAUGGCGUUUGUCAAUCAGUGUAUUAGGUGCUCCAUUUGUAAUUGCUUUUUUUAUAUAUAAAUGGCGAAGGAGGCACUUGUCCAUGUAUGAUGAAGUUGAAGAAUUUCUACAAAGCCAAAAUAACUUCAUGCCAAUAAGAUACUCUUUCUCAGAAAUUAAGAAAAUGACCAAAGGUUUUAGGGAAAGAUUGGGUGAAGGAGGAUUUGGCACAGUAUUUAAAGGAACACUUCGAAGUGGACGUCUUGUAGCAGUAAAGAUGUUAAGCCAAUCCAAAGCAAAUGGGCAAGAUUUUAUCAAUGAAGUAGCAACCAUUGGAAGGAUCCAUCAUGUGAAUAUAGUGCAACUCAUUGGUUUUUGUGUUCAUGGUUCAAAGCGUGCCCUUAUAUAUGAGUUCAUGCCCAACGGAUCUCUAAACCAACACAUUUUUUCAGCAGAGGCAAAUAUCCUCAACUACGAGAAAACAUAUGGUAUUGCUUUAGGAGUGGCUCGCGGGAUUGAGUAUUUACAUCAAGGAUGUGACAUGCAAAUUUUACAUUUUGACAUUAAGCCACACAACAUUCUUCUUGAUGAGAAUUUGAAACCCAAAGUUUCGGAUUUUGGCUUAGCGAAAUUGUACCCGGUGGAAGAUAGUAUUGUUCCUUUGACUCGUGCAAGAGGAACGCUUGGAUACAUGGCUCCUGAAAUGCUUUACAAAAAUAUUGGAGGCGUUUCAUACAAAGCUGAUGUCUAUAGCUUUGGAAUGUUGUUGAUGGAAUUGGUGAGCAGAAGAAAGAACUUGCAUGCAUCUACAGAACAUUUAAGCCAAAUUUACUUCCCCACUUGGAUAUAUGAUCAAUUCCAUGAUGGAAAGAAUAUAGAAAUUGAAGAUGCUACUGAAGAUGAAAGAAAACUAUGUAAGAAGAUGAUGAUAGUUGCAUUAUGGUGCAUACAAUUGAGGCCUAGCGAUCGUCCAUCAAUGAUCAAAGUCAUCAAAAUGCUUGAAGGAGAUGUUGAAUGCUUACAAGUUCCUCUCAAGCCUCUCCAACCAUCACCAAAGAGAGAGAUAAAGGGUGCUAGAGAUAAUUCAAAUCAAGCUUCAUCAUCAAUUCAAUCAGAUGAAUCAAGCCUUGCUUAAUUUCUAUUGUUUAUCUUUCUAAAAUUGAGCUAUCUCUUUUUAUCCUUUUUUAAGAGAAGUUUGCUUCAAACCCACGAAAAAAGAGAAGUUCGACAAUAUAAGGUCAUAAUCUUUCUACGUUUGUUGUAGUAUAUAUACUUCGCAGUGCCCUAAAAAUAAG